AUGGCGUCUCCAGCAGCGCAGUGCGCCCAGCUCCUGCUCGCGGCCGCCAGCGGCGACGCCAGGGUGCGUGUGCCGGCGCAAGAGCGGCUCCAAGAACUUGAGAGCCGUCCAGGGUUUGUUCCGGUGCUCUUGGAGGCUUAUGCUGAUGCCUCGAUCGAACCUCAGGGACGUUACCUUGCAGUGCUCAUGUGCAAGAACGUGGUCGAUCGUCAAUGGCAGCCGCGCGCUGGCACCUCCAUUGCUCCUGAGGAAAAGCACUUGGUGAAAGAACGACUGCUGCAAUUGGUGAAGGUGGCGACCGAGGGGCAGCUUCCGCACUUGGUGGAGUUGACGAUGGUCCUUCGCAGGGUUUGCCGCUUCGACUUUCCCAUGAAUUGGGAUGGCUUGGCACAUUUCCUACUGGCUGAGCUCAAGGCGCAACGUGAGCGAGGCUUCAGCGAAUCCGCCUUGGCGGUGGUCUUGGUCUUGCACCAAGUCCUCAAAGAGCAAAGCACCAAGAGGCUUCUGGCCGCGCGCCGCGAGUUCCAUCAACUGGGACCCUUGCUGGUGGAGCCGCUGGGUGGUGUCUGGGCGCUCAAGAUGGAACACCUGCGACAGCUGAAGACUCAAGGGUCCAUCGUGGAGGACCGGGUUUGGCGGCUCUCCCGGCAUUUGGACGGCUCCUUCUUGCUGCUCUUGGUCCAUGGUUUUGCGCAUCUCCACGAGCAGCCCACCGGUCCACAGAUGAUUCAGAUGGUGAAGGAGGAGGUGGAGUCACUGCUAGCCUUGUUGCAGUCUCACUCCCAACAACUCAUCCAAUGUCCCUUCUUCUUGAAAAACUUGAAGUCGGUGCUCAAAUGGUGGGCUUUACUUUUCCAUGCCCAUCCCUUGGCCUUCGCCCACGCGGACGUGUGUGGCGUUCUCCACUGCAGCGUCGAGGUUUUGCGAACGUUGACGGGCCUCCAAGUACCGCACGAGAUGCGGCCGUGGUUGGAGGGCGUGUUACGAAGUCAGCUCCUCAUGCUUUCGCACGGCUUCAACACAGUGAGCUUCCGCAAAGGUCCACAGCCCAGUCACCAGGGCCCUGCCUUGGAGGCAGCACAAGCGUGCCACCAGCAAUUCGGCGAAUUUGUCCGGCAGCACCCUGUGGCAGAGUUGUGCGAGUUAGCUUCUCGGGCAGCCCUGAAGCUUCCGCAGGAGGAGGUUCAAGAAUGGCUGCAAGAGCCGGAGGAUCAGCUCUUAGGUCCACAGUGCCAAACUGAGCUUCAUCAAGCAGGUGAAGCAUGCAUCAAGGCGUUGGGCCAGGCGCCCUUGGACGAGCCACUUGUGAAGCACAUCGCUCAGCGCAUGCAGGAGGAAUCGCAGUCCCCGGUCAGCCCCAACGAUCCCUUCGAGGUCGUCGUGCGCAAGGACAUGCUGCUGUCACUGUUGGCCUUGUGCCACUCGCAGCUGUUGCCGCACUUACAGUUCCAGGUGAUGCUGGCUGCCUUUGCGCCCAUUGCGCAGUUGCUGCCGCAUUUGUCGAGGUCAAGCGGUUGCUGUGCGGUGCUUCUCCCGGUGAGGCUUUGCAGCGUCUUGAGGGCGUGGGCCUCGGACAUUCCCAACGACUGCUUGAUGUCGGUCCUACAACUGCUUCAAGCCUUCUUGAGCGCCGAGAGCCCGAAGGCGGUGCGCCUGGCGGCGCUUUCUCCGGUGAGGGUGUUGCUGGAACGUUUCUCAGACCACGAGGCUUGGACGCAGGUUCAAAGUAACCUCAUUGACUCAACCCUAGCGCUCUUGAGCAUUGUGAGUAGCCCGGAGAUCCAAUGGCGAUGCCUCAACUUGGUGAACCUCUUCCUCGUGGAGGAAGCCGAGAGUGGCCGGUAUCAGGUCACCGAGCGAACCAUGCAGCAGCUCCUGGAGCUUUGGCGACGUCCGGAGGAGGGCGAAUUCCUCAUCCGCCACGCGCUGCUGGACGUGCUUCGGGCCUUGGUUUUGAUGUCCUGCCGCAGUCGCUCGCCGCGCUUGCCCUUGUCACCGCCCCUUCUGAGCUGCUGCUUGACGGUGAUCUCCGACUGCUAUGCGGUGCACCGAGGCCAAUCGAAUUCGGGCUACGAAGCCUCUGCAGCACUGCAGGCUGAUGCAGAGAGCGCUGCAGGUGCCUUGGGAGAUCAGGGCAGCGCCAGCGGAAGCCUCUUCGACUCUGGUAGUGCACUCUUCCUGGGCGUGUUGCGCACAGUCGAGCUUGAGCAGGCUGCGCCAUUGAUGCCCUUCUUCCCCAAGUUGCUGGCGCAGCAAGCCUCCCUGCAGGGGCCGCCGGCGGAAUGGACCAUGGAGAUCUUAUUGGAGUAUUGUGCUCUCCAUUGCUCUGGCGGCGCUGCCAGCCACUUGCUCCAAUUCUACCCUCCGUUGCUCCAAAUCUGCCAGACACAGCUCCAAGCUGCGAGCAGCGCGAGCACACGGACGACGGAGAUGAGUCUGCAGCUCUUGCAGCUGCUCCUGGCUCAUGCUCCCAACGCAGAGGCCUUACAGAAGACCAAGGAGGUGGUGGUGCCCUUGUGUCGCUGGUGGGCAACGACCUUUGACCCUUGGGCCACCAAGAGUGCCUUUGCGUAUCCCAUCACCACCUUCCUGGGGAUUCUCGGUGCCGGGGAUCCCACGUACAUCGCGACAAACGUGGCGCAGCUGGUGCGCUGUGAGCUGGCCUGGGGGGAGCGACUUUACCGAACAGGUGCGCUGGAAGACGAGGAAACGGCCGACUGUGGGGGCAUCGUCAAAAUCCAGCUUCCCAGCUCUGCCUUCCUUGACUGUGCAGAACGUCAUGGUGACCACACUCUUUUCAAGGAUGUUGACUCCCGAAACGUCAAGAUGAAGGAAAUCCAGGAAUACUUGAACCUCAUUGUUGGUCUCUAUGAGCUCUCCCCAGAAGGUAUCAUGAUCUCCGCGCCAGUUGCUGCAGCUGAUGAACCGUUUGCUGGUUCGACCAACGCAGCAGCUCCUCCUGAUGCGGCUGACACUCAGAUUGAUGCGCAUGACACCCAGGCAUACUGGCCACACUUGGUUGAUGAGUCAGUGGAGAUCAGUGAUGAUGAUGAUGCGGUGCCGACACAUGUUGCACCCAUGCCUCUUCCAGCUGAAGAGCCUGUUUGUGAUUCAGGGGACACGGAUGUGAUCAUGAUUGGCGGCUCUGCCAUUUUUGCUAUGCUUCCUUUGCCCAAGGCAAGCAAAGCUGAGGCCUUGGCCGAUGCAACCAUGGAUGGCCCAGCCAAUUUGGCUGAACCUGUUGAUUGGCAUCCGGCGAAUGCAUCUGGGGAGUUGCAGCCAGAGUCGAUGCCUUUGGCUUCUUCUGAGAUGCCGAUGGCUCCUUCUGAGACAAUGUUGCUGGAUUCCAUGCCUGUGGCCCCUGCCCAGGAAAUUGAGCCGUCUGAGAUGCCGAUGGCUCCUUCUGAGACAAUGUUGCCGGAUUCCAUGCCUGUGGCUCCUUCCCAAAUUGAGCCUUCUGAGAUGCCAAUGGAGUCAGAGCUUUUGGCCCCCAAGGCAGAGCCUCAGAUUGGCAAUGAAUCAACUACAAAUGGUCAUGGCUUGCCAAGCACAUCGCCUUCGGCAUCUGAUGAUCACAAGUCGUGUGCUUUGAAUGAUCAGUUGAAUCAGGAGCCUGAGUCUUUUUGCACUUUGCCUGUAUCUGUUCACAUUUGA
This is a messenger RNA of Durusdinium trenchii, 3654 nucleotides long. NCBI's taxonomy places the organism in Eukaryota, Dinophyceae, Suessiales, Symbiodiniaceae. The record is from the annotation of a GenBank genome assembly.